Messenger RNA from Chinchilla lanigera (long-tailed chinchilla), 2329 nucleotides. RefSeq names its product FGFR1OP N-terminal like (gene Cep20). Bases 127 to 675 code for a protein of 182 amino acids. Lineage: Eukaryota; Metazoa; Chordata; Mammalia; Rodentia; Chinchillidae. Gene Ontology annotation, molecular function: protein binding. The record is from RefSeq and is a predicted model, not a curated record. The transcript is spliced from 6 exons. Gene Ontology annotation, biological process: cilium assembly; microtubule anchoring. Gene Ontology annotation, cellular component: ciliary basal body; centrosome; motile cilium.
CUGCGCGUGCGUGCAGCUAAGGUGCGCCCCGGGCGGCCGUUAAAAAUGGCGACUGUCGCUGAGUUAAAGGCUGUUUGUUUAUCUCUCUGGAGCAGAGGUGGUUAGCCACACUCAAAGCCAUCUGCAAUGACAAACACCCUUGAAAAUAUGAUAGACUGUGGAGUGAGCUCAGGUCCUGUUUUAAAGGACACCUUGGAAAAGAAGGGGGUGCUAGGACAUUUAAAAGCAAGGAUCCGAGCUGAAGUAUUCAAUGCCCUGGAUGACGAUCGUGAACCUCGACCAUCACUGUCUCAUGAAAACCUUUUAAUUAAUGAAUUAAUUCGGGAAUAUUUAGAAUUCAACAAAUAUAAGUACACAUCAUCGGUCCUCAUAGCAGAAUCUGGUCAACCUGUAGUUCCACUGGACAGACAGUUUCUCAUCCGUGAACUAAAUGCCUUUGAAGAAUCAAAGGAUAGCACAAUGCCUCUUUUAUAUGGAAUUUUAGCUCACUUCUUGCAUGGCAACAAGGAUGGCAUUCAAAACACAUUCCUGAAAGAAUCUUCACUUCAGCCUCCAAACCCAAAUCUUGGCAGACAGCCUAAUGGAAGAAAUCAAGCAGAUGGUCACCUGGGAAAGGAAAAGGGGACAAGCACCAGUACUGAAGAGCUUCAUGUUUCCCAAACAGUGAAGAGAUGACACGUCCAUGAGGGGCAUCUUUCAUCUUAACAUUAUGUGUAUUGAAUACCUUAUUUAUUAUCUCAAUGUUAGCAAUAUGCACUAUUAUUUCUAUUUUGUAGAAAUUUGCAUUUCUGCAAAACACUUAGACCCCCAUGUUUAACUGCAUUUGUGAAUAAAAGCUGUCAUCUGCCUUAUUGGAUGUGACUGAAAAGAAAAUACAUUGUUUUAGGAACUAUUUUAAAGAUCUUUAAGUUUCAAUAAUCUGUACAUUCUUCAAAAAAAGAUUUUUAUCCAUAUGUUCUGUUCUUUGACAUGGCAUAUUAGUUAAAUUUUCUUCAACUGGCAUUGUGUGGAUUUGUAGGAAAAUUCAUUCAUGUUUUAAAAAGACAUAUAAAAGAACAUUAUAGCCAGGAAAACCUUAAUUCCUGUAAAGUUUGAUUUAUUUUAAAAGUAGCUAUUUUCAUUUAACCCUUCAUAAUUAGGCUGAAAUAGCUGAAUUACUACCUAAAGUUGAACUUUUAAACUAGGUAACAAUGUUCUUUUUCUUUCCUUAGACCAUUUUGGCUUCUACUGGAACAUUUAAUUAAAAGGUAGAGGGGGAAAUCAUUCUUUUAAUUUUGCUGUGAGUAAAACAAAGAGUUUAUUCUAUAAAGAAUGUGAAACAUGCAUGAAGAGACAGGCCUGGGGAGGAGCGCGAGAGAGUAACUUCAAAUAGCUGGCGUUGUUCAGCGCCCCUUUGGCCUCCAUUGUGCAAUAACUGAUGCACCCUAGGCAGCCGGCCCCUUCUUCCUGGGGCUCUGAAAGGCUGAUUGAACACCAGUUUUCAUUCUUGGGAUGGAAACACUGUACAAGCUUUUCCAGUACUGUCUUUGAAUGCUUGUGAUACUUAUUAGGGGCGUUUUCUAAGGUAGAGCCGACAGAUGCGCUUCACUGGAAACAGCUGCUGCAGUAUCAACAGCGCUGAUUGGCGAGAGCCACAGGGCACUGAGAGUGCCAGGUCGUGCGGCCAGGGAGCCGGCAGUGUGGAGCGAGGUGCCUUCCACAGGAAAUGCAGAGCUGUCUGCAGGGUGCUGGGACUGGGCUGACUGCGAAAGUUAGGGGAACUUUCAAUGCUAGUCAGUGUUACUCCUUACAGAUGUAAGAAUUUUUAUCUAAAUGUGGAAAAAUAUUGCUAUUAUUUUUUGUGAUGCUAGGGGUUGAACCAUAAGCCUUGAGCAUGCUAGGUGGGUAUUCUACCACUGAGCUACACUCCCAGCUCCAAAAAAAUAUUAAUGAUACCACUUUAAAAUACAUAAGCCAAAAGAUUUUUGCGAAGCCCAUGUACAUUUUAUUUAUAGAUGCAGUUUUUUGAGUGCCCAUUUUUAAAUCUCCAAUAUCUGAUUACAGUUAUGAAUUGCAUUGUAUUGUAUGUGGGAAUCUCAAUAUCUGAAUUUCCCCAAGGGACUUGCAAGGAUGUUGACAGUGGACACUAAGUUUACCUCAGGAAUCGCAAUCAUGUAAAUGCUGGAAUUUAUAAUGAUGGAUACUGAUACAAAAUCAUCACCGUAAAAGCUAGAAUCAUCACAUGUAGUCCAUGGUGCUUUUGUAUACAUGAUUCUGUUAAAUUGUUUGUGCCUAGAACAGCUUUUAUACUUUCAAUGUAUCACUUAAUAAAAACUUAUUAAGCAACUUA